Messenger RNA from Gracilinanus agilis (Agile Gracile Mouse Opossum), 1938 nucleotides. RefSeq names its product potassium voltage-gated channel subfamily Q member 2 (gene KCNQ2). Gene Ontology annotation, cellular component: membrane. The transcript has 16 exons. Gene Ontology annotation, molecular function: voltage-gated potassium channel activity. Gene Ontology annotation, biological process: transmembrane transport; potassium ion transport. Lineage: Eukaryota; Metazoa; Chordata; Mammalia; Didelphimorphia; Didelphidae. The coding region runs from base 1 to 1938 and encodes 645 amino acids. The record is from RefSeq and is a predicted model, not a curated record.
AUGGUGCAGAAAUCCCGCAAUGGGGGAGUCUACCCAGGGCCCAGCGGAGAGAAGAAACUCAAGGUGGGCUUCGUGGGGCUAGACCCCGGGGCCCCCGAUUCCACCCGGGAUGGAGCGCUGCUUAUCGCGGGCUCAGAGAGCAGCAAACGCGGCAGCAUCCUCAGCAAGCCUCGCUCGGGCGGAUCCGGCACUGGCAAACCCCCGAAGCGCAACGCCUUCUACCGCAAGCUGCAGAAUUUCCUCUACAACGUGCUGGAGAGACCCCGAGGCUGGGCCUUCAUCUAUCACGCCUAUGUGUUCUUGCUAGUCUUCUCCUGCCUGGUGCUGUCAGUCUUCUCCACCAUCAAGGAGUAUGAGAAGAGCUCAGAAGGUGCCCUCUACAUCCUGGAAAUCGUCACCAUUGUGGUUUUUGGAGUGGAGUACUUCGUGAGGAUCUGGGCUGCUGGCUGCUGCUGUCGCUAUCGGGGCUGGAGGGGGAGGCUGAAGUUUGCUCGAAAACCCUUCUGUGUCAUUGACAUCAUGGUGCUGAUAGCUUCAAUUGCUGUGUUGGCUGCGGGAUCCCAGGGCAAUGUGUUUGCCACGUCAGCCCUGCGGAGUUUGAGAUUCUUACAGAUUUUGAGGAUGAUUCGAAUGGAUCGGAGAGGAGGCACCUGGAAACUCCUUGGUUCAGUGGUGUAUGCCCAUAGCAAGGAGCUGGUCACUGCCUGGUAUAUAGGCUUCCUUUGCCUCAUUCUCGCCUCCUUCUUGGUGUACUUGGCAGAGAAAGGCGAGAAUGACCACUUCGACACCUAUGCAGAUGCACUCUGGUGGGGACUGAUUACAUUGACUACCAUCGGAUAUGGUGAUAAGUAUCCCCAAACCUGGAAUGGGAGACUGUUGGCUGCUACUUUCACCCUCAUUGGAGUCUCCUUCUUUGCUCUUCCUGCUGGAAUUUUAGGUUCAGGGUUCGCCCUGAAGGUCCAAGAACAACAUCGUCAGAAGCACUUUGAGAAGAGAAGGAAUCCUGCAGCUGGCCUGAUCCAGUCUGCAUGGAGAUUCUACGCCACCAACCUCUCUCGGACAGAUCUCCACUCGACCUGGCAGUAUUAUGAACGCACUGUCACCGUUCCCAUGUACAGCUCGCAAACACAAACUUACGGGGCCUCCAGACUGAUCCCACCUCUCAACCAACUGGAACUUCUCCGAAACCUCAAGAGCAAAUCUGGACUCACUUUCAGGAAAGAACCUCAGCCUGAACCAUCACCAAGUAAAAGCAAACCGUGCAAAGAGUCUCUGUGUGGAUGCUGCUCUGGAAACUCUAGUCAGAAGGUCAGUUUGAAAGAUCGUGUCUUCUCCAGUCCCCGAGGCGUUGGUGCCAAGGGGAAAAGUUCUCCGCAGGCCCAGACUGUCCAGAGGUCGCCCAGUGCAGACCAGAGCAUCGAGGACAGCCCAAGCAAAGUGCCCAAGAGCUGGAGUUUUGGGGAUCGAAAUCGAGCUAGGCAAGCAUUCCGGAUCAAAGGUGCAGCAUCAAGGCAGAACUCGGAAGAAGCAAGUCUCCCAGGAGAGGAUAUUGUGGAUGACAACAAAAGCUGCAACUGUGAGUUUGUGACGGAAGAUUUGACUCCAGGCCUGAAAGUCAGCAUCAGGGCUGUGUGUGUCAUGCGCUUCUUGGUUUCCAAAAGGAAGUUUAAAGAGAGCCUGAGGCCCUAUGAUGUAAUGGAUGUCAUCGAGCAGUACUCAGCUGGACACCUGGAUAUGCUGUCCCGGAUUAAAAACCUUCAGUCCAGGCAAGACCCUCCUCUGGCUUUGGUUCUGUUAUGGGUUCAUCCCUUAACUCUGGCCAGGACCCUGCUGCCAGCAGCAGCUUUGACUGAAGUAGACGUUAGGAGUGCCAAGUUUCCGGGCACCAGCUGCCAUGGUCCAUUCUCCAAGCUGCUGUGGUUGCACCGGCAGCUGUAG